AUGACCGCCCAUCUUUUCAUGCAGCUAGCUUCUUUUAGCGGCUUUACGGUCUUUGAGCUGGUAUAUACCCCAAAGUUCAAAACCAAGGUCUUAGUCUCUUGCAACCUGAACCUAGCAACCCGUAUACAGUGCAUGAAAAUCUCCGAUCUAUGUAUAGGGGGCUACAUUGAAGAGGAAUGUGUAGUAGAUAGGCUCUGCACUAUUCAAGGGGGCACAGCAGAAAGUUGCAGGAACCUGGCUCGGACUGCUCAAUGGCCCUUGCAUCUCCCCACAGACGACAGCCCACACCCCCUUCCCACGUUGGCCACGCGGCGGAUGGUCUGCGGUGUGACCCCUGGCCAGGCCAUGCAUAGAGGCCCCUCAAAAGAGCUGAUGAGGUGGGAAACGGCAGUCAUAUACGGUUACUAUGGACUGAAGUUGCUUUCUCUUCCUGUGUCAAACCCGCCCACCAUACCAUUCAAGCAAGCGGAAGUCUCAGACGGCUUCAUCGUCACGACGUUUGUCUCCUCCGAGAAAGACAAUUCUGUUGUCGGUGUUCGCGGUCUGAAGGGCAAUGCAACAGAGACAACUUUAGUCAAUAUCCUGGUUAUCGUCGCCUCCUGCCUGGGUGGGUUUACCUACGGAUUUGCAGCCAACACCCUGUCCGGCACCCUCUCGCAGACGACCUUCAUCGCUAAGUUCCUGAACACGCCGAACUCGACCUGUUCCAGGAUGGUCUUCUUUCUCGGUACAACCGCCUCUUUCAGAAUUCUUCAGGUGUCAUUUUCUUGGCGACGACUGGUCUUUAUUGUCUUGACAGGUAUCGGUGUCCUGCAUCUCGUCUCGCUCUUCUUCAUUCCCGAGUCGCCCCGCUGGCUCACCGAGAAAGGACGAGAAGACGAGACGAAGGUUGUUCUGGAAUACCUGCACCACGAAGAACGAUACCCGUGCUACUUUUGCCUAUGCGGACGCGCAGCAGAUCAAAGCGCAAGAUCUGAGCGGAAUACACCUCGCGGGUACAUGCAUAUUAUUCGGACCCCCAGCUACCGCAAGCGUGCCCUCUGCUCUAUUCGGCUGUGGGUGAUGAGCCAGAGAACGGGAAUCACGGCAGUUGCGAACUCCAUCCCCACGCUUAUGGGCACCCUGGGAUCUGGCACAACCAUGCAGCUUGGCCUUGGUGUCGUCUGGACCGUCUGCGCGGUUAUCGGGUGCGUACAGGAUAACCGUGAGCUGACUCACACCUACCACCCGGGUGUCAAUGCCGCGGUGGCCUUUUACUUCAUCUUCGGGGCCUACUUUACCUCCACAAUCGAAUGCACGGCAUACGUGUACGGCUCCGAGAUCUGCCCCACCCAUAUGCGCAGUGAAGGCUCGACUAUCGCUUUCGCCAGUUUCUUUGGCAAUGAAACCAUGGGCCUGAGUCUAGAGGAAAUCAACUCCAAGUUCGGUGACAAGGUCGAACUCAAGCUGAAGGAUGCGCUGGACGCCCAGGGCAACCUCAAGCUUGAGUGCCAACUCUGCCAAUGCUUAGCUGUGCCGUCGUCUGACAGCGAUGGACACGAAAUUUCCAAUUGGGGUAAUCUGCUGUCGGGAUGA
This is a messenger RNA of Aspergillus nidulans FGSC A4, 1575 nucleotides long. RefSeq lists its product as uncharacterized. Gene Ontology annotation, molecular function: transmembrane transporter activity. Gene Ontology annotation, cellular component: membrane. The transcript is spliced from 9 exons. Bases 1 to 1575 code for a protein of 524 amino acids. The record is from RefSeq and is a predicted model, not a curated record. Gene Ontology annotation, biological process: transmembrane transport; proton transmembrane transport; carbohydrate transmembrane transport. Lineage: Eukaryota; Fungi; Ascomycota; Eurotiomycetes; Eurotiales; Aspergillaceae.